Nyctereutes procyonoides (raccoon dog) is the source of this 2216-nucleotide messenger RNA. It is a transcript of the gene HLX, whose product is annotated as H2.0 like homeobox. The transcript has 4 exons. The record is from RefSeq and is a predicted model, not a curated record. Gene Ontology annotation, molecular function: DNA-binding transcription factor activity, RNA polymerase II-specific; sequence-specific DNA binding. NCBI's taxonomy places the organism in Eukaryota, Metazoa, Chordata, Mammalia, Carnivora, Canidae. Bases 441 to 1871 code for a protein of 476 amino acids. Gene Ontology annotation, biological process: regulation of DNA-templated transcription.
UAAACUAACGGAUUAUUAUUGUUGUUGUUUUAAAUUUAGCUCUUCGGGCUUAGCUGUUUGGGUUUUCUUUCGGCGGCCGGCCCCUGUCUCCCCGGCUUCCCCGCGGCCCCCGCCCGCCCGGCCGCCCGCCCCGGCGCCCCUCGCUCGCCUCCAGCCCGCGGGGAGCGCGGGCUCCGCGCCGCCUUUAAAGUGAGGCCAGGGGCCGCGGCUGGGACCGGCCGGGAUCCGGGCCUCGCCUCUUCCCUCGGGGGCGCUAGGGCUCCCUGGCCUGUCUUCGGUGCGGACGGAGAAGCGAAAGCGGAUCGUCCUCGGCUGCGCGGCCGCUGCCCCCGGGACCCAGCGCGCUCGCCUCCGCGCACCCACCCAGCCGCCCGCUCGGCCGGGCCGGGCCGGGCCGGGCCGGGCCGGGCCGCGGCGGCAGCUCGGCGCACCCAGCCAGAAUGUUCGCCGCCGGGCUGGCUCCCUUCUACGCCUCCAACUUCAGCCUCUGGUCGGCCGCCUACUGCUCCUCGGCCGGCCCGGGCGGCUGCUCCUUCCCGCUGGACCCCGCCGCGGUCAAGAAGCCCUCCUUCUGCAUCGCAGACAUCCUGCACGCGGGCGUGGGGGAGCCGGGGGCGGCCCCGGACGGCCUGGCGGGGGCCUCGGCCGCCGCCCUCACCGCGCACUUGGGCUCGGCUCACCCGCACGCGUCGUUCCAAGCCGCCGCCAGGUCCCCGCUCCGACCCACCCCGGUGGUGGCGCCCUCCGAGGUCCCGGCUGGCUUCCCGCAGCGGCUGUCUCCGCUCUCAGCCGCCUACCACCACCAUCACCCACAGCAACAGCAGCAGCAACAGCCGCCGCCGCCGCCGCCGCAGCAGCCGCCGCCGCCACCGCCACCCCGGGCUGGCGCCCUGCAGCCCCCGGUCUCCGCGGCGCGGGUGCUCCCCAACCCCCCGCAUAGCGGCUCGGCCCCGGCCCCCUCUAGCAAGGACCUCAAAUUUGGAAUUGACCGCAUUUUGUCUGCAGAAUUUGACCCCAAAGUCAAGGAAGGCAACACGCUGAGAGACCUCACGUCGCUGCUGACCAGCGGGCGGCCCGCAGGGGUGCACCUCCCAGGCCUGCAGCCCUCCGCCGGCCAGUUCUUCGCAGCUCUAGAUCCCAUUAACGAGGCGUCUGCCAUCCUGAGCCCCUUAAGCUCGAACCCGAGAAAUUCAGUUCAGCAUCAGUUUCAAGAUACGUUUCCAGGUCCCUAUGCGGUGCUCACGAAGGACACCAUGCCGCAGACGUACAAGAGGAAGCGCUCAUGGUCGCGGGCGGUCUUCUCCAACCUGCAGAGGAAAGGCCUGGAGAAAAGGUUUGAGAUUCAGAAGUAUGUCACGAAGCCCGACCGAAAACAGCUGGCCGCGAUGCUAGGCCUUACAGAUGCGCAGGUGAAGGUGUGGUUCCAGAACCGGAGGAUGAAGUGGCGGCACUCCAAGGAGGCCCAGGCGCAGAAGGACAAGGACAAGGAGGCGGGCGAGAAGCCGUCGGGCGGGGCCGCGGCGGCGGACGGCGAGCAGGAGGAGCGGAGCCUCAGCCGCUCGGAGGGCGAGGCCGAGAGCGAGAGCAGCGACUCCGAGUCCCUGGACAUGGUCCCCAGCGACACGGAGCGGACUGAGGGGGCCGAGCGGCCCCUGCACCAGACCACGGUCAUCAAGGCCUCGGCCGCGGGCGCGCUGCUCCCGGCCGGCGGCGGCGGCGGCAGCUUCAGCUUCGCCAGCAUCGGCGGCGGCGGCGGCGGCGCGGGGAGCGGGGGCGGCGGCGCCUCGGAGCUGCCCCCCGCGCCCCAGCCCCCGCCCAGCGGCGCUGCGCAGAGCCCCGAGCCCGCCCCGGCACCGCUGGGCGGCCUGUAGACUGCACAACGCAAGGGGCCCGGGGCCCGCGUGCCGCCCGCAGCCUCGCAGGUGGGCAGGACUCUGCGCCUGCUCCGCGGCGGCGGUGGGGCCCCCUUCCCCGCGGUGCCACCUGCCCGUCGCCCCGCCCGCGCCCAGAGCCGGGGGGGGGGUGGUGGCGCAGUGCCCCCCGCCCGAGGCCCCCACCCCGCGCCGGCCGGCCGAGCAUCUUCUCCCGGGCCGCGAGCAGUUCACACUGUGACGUGUUGGACGAAUCCGUUCCUCCCCGCACUCGGGGUCGUGGCGCGCAAAGACGAGCUGCACUUAGGACGCCACAAACUUGUAAAUAAAAUGUUUACUACGGUU